This is a messenger RNA of Lampris incognitus (smalleye Pacific opah), 2127 nucleotides long. RefSeq names its product pro-neuregulin-2, membrane-bound isoform-like. The coding region runs from base 1 to 2127 and encodes 708 amino acids. The transcript is spliced from 12 exons. The record is from RefSeq and is a predicted model, not a curated record. Gene Ontology annotation, biological process: intracellular signal transduction; nervous system development; animal organ development. NCBI's taxonomy places the organism in Eukaryota, Metazoa, Chordata, Actinopteri, Lampriformes, Lampridae. Gene Ontology annotation, molecular function: signaling receptor binding.
AUGAGGCUUGAUUCAGUGCAUUUAUCCAUGCUGGUCAUCGGGGUCUCCUUCGCCUGCUACUCCCCGAGUUUGAAUUCCCUGCAGGACCAGGCUCACAAGUCCGCCGUGGUGAUCGAGGGCAAGGUGCAGUCUGCGCCUGCGAACGUCUCCGCGGAGCCGUACCGUGUGAAUGUCAAAGUGCUGGACGUGUGGCCGCUCAACAGCGGGGGUCUGGAGCGCGAGCAGCUCGUCACCGUGGGAGAGUUCGGAUCGGAGGCUCCGUGCACCAAAGUGAAAAAGAACCACAGAUACAUUUUUUUCAUGGACCCGACCGACGAGCCCUUGGUUUUCAAGGCGUCGUUCGCGCCCCUGGAUACGAGCGGAAAGACUCUCAAAAAGGAUGUUGGGAAGAUCUUGUGUGAGGACUGCGCAGCUGCUCCAAAGCUGAAACCGAUGAAGAAUCCAUUAAUGGUGGACGAGGGGAGCAGGCUCACAGUUAAAUGUGAGGCCACGGGGAACCCUGUUCCGACCUACAGAUGGUUCAAAGAUGGCAGCGAGCUCAAGAAAAGCAAAAAGAUCAAAAUAAAGAGCGGCCAGAGAAACUCCAGAGUCCAGAUCAGCAGAGCAAAACUGGAGGACUCUGGGAAUUACACAUGUGUGGUGGAGAACCUGCUGGGGAAGAACAACGCCACUGGCUCUGUUUAUGUCCAAAGCAUAACCACAACACCAUCUCCAGGCUCAGGCCACGCCAGAAAAUGCAACGACACAGAGAAGACCUACUGUGUGAAUGGCGGUGACUGUUACUUCAUUCAUGGUAUAAAUCAGUACUCCUGCAAGUGUCCAAAUGACUUUACUGGUGAUCGCUGUCAAACCUACGUUAUGGCCAGUUUCUACCAGCAUCUUGGGAUUGAAUUUAUGGAGGCAGAAGAGCUCUACCAGAAAAGAGUCCUGACAAUCACGGGUAUUUGUGUGGCUCUGUUGGUGGUGGGCAUCGUGUGUGUGGUGGCCUACUGUAAAACCAAGAAACAAAGAAAGAAGAUGCACAAUCAUCUGAGACAGAACAUGUGUCCAGAACAUCCCAAUCGAAAUCUUGCUAAUGGACCCAAUCACCCCGGACCAGGCCCAGAGGAAAUCCCCAUGGUAGACUACAUAUCAAAGAAUGUCCCUGCAACUGAACGGGUCAUACGGCCCUCGACGGAGGCCUCUUUCCCCGGCAGCCAUGCCUCUUCCAGAUCUCACAACUCUUCCACACGAGCCCAUUCAUCAACUCACAGGCAUGAGGAGCGGACAUGGAGCCUGGAGCGUUCAGACAGUAUCCUCUCCGACUCGCCCGGAAUGAUGUCAUCAUCUGUGGGGACCAGUAAAUGCAGCAGCCCUGCGUGCAUGGAGGCACGGGCCAGGCGUGCAGCACACUGUGGUUUCUCUGACUCCCAUCGGCCGGGCCUCCAGUACGGCGACUCCUUUGAUUCACUUGGAGACUCCCCACACAGUGACAGGUAUGUGUCAGCCCUGACGACACCAGCCCGCCUCUCGCCAGUGGAUUUCCAUUACUCACUGCCCCCGCAGGUGCCUACUUUCCAGAUCACUUCCCCCAAUGCCAGCCAUGCCAUGUCUCUCCCCCCUGCUGUCCAUAAUCCCUACCCCCUGGAGGACGACCAGCCCCUGCUGCGCCGCUACCAGGUGCCGCUGCACGACGCCCAGUGCCAGGAGCCCUACCGGCAGCAACGCCGCACCUAUCUCAAUGAGAGCAGGGGCAGCCUGCCGUCCAGCCCCUACCGGCUGGCUGAGGAUGAGGACUAUGAGACCACGCAGGAGUAUCUCUCCUCUCGGGAACAACCAAAGAGAAGUGGGUCCAGUGGAUCUGGGAGCCGGCGCUGGCGGAGAUCCAGACUGAAUGGCCAUGUGGCACCACGUGGAUACGAGGCGUCCCGGGACUAUGGCUCUCGAAGCUGCCUAACAGAUAGCGAGUCAGAGGAAGAGGGCGAGAGCACGCCCUUCCUCAGUAUGCAGAACAUGAACGCCGAGCCCUCCACCAUCUACAGGCCGGCGGACAGUCGGACUUCUCACUCGGGGCGGCACAGCGGGCAUGGGGACGUACACACGAGACUUACGCACUCACGCUCCAAACCGGACAGUACACCCCAUUAA